This is a messenger RNA of Lethenteron reissneri (Far Eastern brook lamprey), 3581 nucleotides long. Its product is annotated as kelch-like ECH-associated protein 1B. Gene Ontology annotation, molecular function: protein binding. Lineage: Eukaryota; Metazoa; Chordata; Hyperoartia; Petromyzontiformes; Petromyzontidae. The record is from RefSeq and is a predicted model, not a curated record.
AUGUGAGGGUGAUGAGGAGGGCGAGGAGAGAUGAGAGAUGACGAGGUUGCGAUCCCGAGUCAGCCUUUGUGGCCUGCAGAUGAUGCCCUGGGAGUUGUCUCACUAGACAGCACCAAUUGCCGAGUGAUGGGUGCACGUGGUGGAUCCGAAAACGCCACCUCCAACGGCACUGCACAACUGCGGCCGACAACCAUAAUCAUAGCCACAACUAUAGCCACAACCUCAAACGCACCCUUAGCUGAGGAACCUGAACCGUGAUCAACGAUAGUGACCACACCUGUUUUGGUGUCUCCGAUUCACAACGACACAACAAAAUCAAUCACACUGGUACAUAUAUUCUCCAACAGCCCGCCAAAACCACAAUCGACCACAUCUGCCCCUGUGUCUCAACGCAUUUCGCCGUAUCUCCCGCUGCCACCUUUCUCCUCCUGUGACUUUCAUAUCCCCUAACUUCUUCCGCCGUCCUGUGUCUUGUGCCUCCCUUCUUCUUCCUGUGCUUUCCUUCUUCCUGUAUCUCCUCGCACCUCUCUUAAUCCGUGUGCCCCACCAGUAUCCCAACCGUGCCGCCCCCGGCCCGAAUCUCCCUGGCCAUGUCUGAGGACCGUGACUGCGACUCCCCGUGCCCCCCGUAUCUCCCCACGGCAUCCCCGGGGAAUCAGUGUGGCUCAGAGCCAUGGGGCUGCGGGGCGGUGGUGCUGCCCUCCAUGCGGGGCGCCGGCGUUCUUGACUACUCGCUUGAAGGCCACGCCGUCGCCGCUUUCACCGUGCUCAACGAUCUGCGGCUGCGCAGGCAGCUGUGUGACGUGACGCUGCGCGUGCGGGCCGGUGGGGACGAAAAGGACGUGGAGGCGCACAAGGUGGUGCUGGCCUCCUGUAGCCCCGUGUUCCGAGCCAUGUUCACAGCUGGGCUGAAGGAGAGCGCCAUGGAGGUUGUCACCAUAGAGGGCGUCCACCCCAAGGUGAUGGAGCGGCUGGUGGAGUUUGCGUACACGGCACGCGUCUCCGUGGGCGAACGUUGUGUGCUGCACGUGAUGAGCGGCGCCGCCAUGUACCAAAUGGACGCCGUCGUCACCGCCUGCUGUGACUUCCUGCUCAAGCAGCUGGACCCGAGCAAUGCCAUCGGCAUCGCCAGCUUCGCCGAGCACAUCGGCUGCACGGAGCUGCAGAGGGGCGCGCGCGACUACAUCUACCGGCACUUCAGCGAGGUGUGCAAACAGGAGGAGUUCUACAACCUGUCCCACUGCCAGCUGCUGACUCUGAUCAGCCGCGACGAGCUGAACGUGCGCUGCGAGUCGGAGGUCUACAACGCGUGCCUCGAGUGGGUUCGCUACGACUGCGCCAACCGUCGGCCCUACAUACACGCCCUGAUCAACGCCGUGCGCUGCCACUCUCUCACACCCAGCUUCCUGCAGGCUCAGCUACAGAAGUGUGAGCUGCUGAGGUCAGACUCUGCUUGCAAGGAUUACCUGGCACGCGUCUUCCACGAGCUCACGCUGCACCAGCCCAGCGCCUGCGCAGCCAAGGGCCGCACCCCUGCCGUGCCCCAGCUCGUAUACACGGUGGGCGGGUACCUACGCCAGUCCCUGCCGAGCGUGGAGGCGUGGUGCCCCGGCCGCACGUCGUGGCUGCGCCUGUCCGACCUGCCGGUGCCGCGCUCGGGGCUGGCGAGCUGCGUGGUGCACGGCCUGCUCUACGCCGCUGGCGGCCGCAACAACUCCCCCGACGGCAACACCGACUCGUCAGCGCUCGACUGCUUCAACCCCAUGAGCAACCAGUGGACGCGCCGGCAGCCCAUGAGCGUGGCGCGCAACCGUGUCGGCCUCGGCGUCAUCGACGGGCUCAUCUACGCCGUGGGGGGCUCUCACGGGUGCAUGCACCACAGCAGCGUCGAGAGGUACGAUCCUGAGAGAGAUGAGUGGUCUCGGGUGGAGCCCAUGUCCACAGCCCGUAUCGGCGUCGGCGUGGCCGUUCUGAACAGGUUGCUGUACGCUGUAGGAGGGUUUGAUGGGGUGCACCGACUCUCCUCGGUUGAGUGCUAUCAUCCUGAAAACGAUGCGUGGCUUCCGGUCGCCUCCAUGGGAACUGUGCGCAGUGGAGCAGGAGUGGUUGCGCUGGACCGAUACAUCUACGCGCUGGGUGGCUACGACGGCGUGGAGCAGCUGGACAGCGUAGAGCGCUACGACCCGGAGACGGACAUAUGGACGCCCGUGUCUCACAUGAGACAUCGCAGAUCCGCGCUGGGCGUCACUGUCCUUGGGGGGAAGAUCUACGUGCUGGGCGGCUAUGACGGACAGGCGUUCCUUGCCAGUGUCGAGAGUUACAACGCCGAGUUGGACACCUGGACUGAGGAGACGCCCAUGGCAUCGGGGCGCAGCGGCGCCGGUGUCUCCGUCACCAUGGAGCCCUGUCUCGCCCGUCUCGAGUACUGAAAUGUGAAGACACAGGGACAUGGACCCAGAGGCACGGAGACACCGACACGGGGACACGAAGAUACAGAAACGACCAUGGUGUUUGAGCAGACCGGGGCCUGUCUUUCCAUGACCAUGGGAGCCCUGUUUCUCCUGUCUCGAGUACUGAGACUCGAGGACACUGGGACACGGAAGCACGAAGACACAGAAACACAAUGACACAAGGAUACAGGCACAACCACUGUGUUUAAGCAGACUGAGACUGGUGUCUCUUUUUCCAUGGAGCCCUGUGUCUUUCGUCUUGAGUCCUGAGACACGGAGACAUUAAGACACGGGGACAUGGGACAACAGGGACACAAGUUAACAGCGGCAAGGGGAUAUGGAGACAUGGGGAAAUGGAGACAUGAAGACGUGGAAACACAGAGGCACAAAAACAUGGAACACAUGGGGACAUGGGGACAUGGAGACACAUGCAUAUGAAAGAAUUAAGAUGUGGGUGUGGAAAAAUGAAAACAAUGAGACAGAGAGACAAGGAAAUAUGGACACGGAGCCAUGGAAACUUGGAGAUAUGAAAACGUGGAGAUGCAGAGACAAGGAGAUGGGGAAACAGAGAUACUGAGGGAGUGUUGAUGAGUGUGGUUGGUCACAAACACUUGUGACCCCUUCACCUUUAAACUGAUGUAGAUCCAGUGGGUGGUAAUAACACCCCCCUUACACUUUCUUGGCUCAGUGACCAUUUAACCAAUCAUGACUUAGUGACCAGUCACAACCACAGAGCCAUCACGCCACCGGGACUGAUGAUGAACACAAUGACUGAUGAUGAACACAAUGACUGAUGAUGAUCCUGAACUGAAUGUGACCCUCUUGGGAGAUAGUGACCCAAUGACCGGUCACGACCUCUGGACGCUGGCGAGGAAUAAUGGUUGCCAUUUUGAAUUCCCCUUCUGAGAUGGAGUCACGACGAUGAUGUCGGUGAUGAUGUCACAUCUGUUAAUUGUAAUGAUAAUGUUGAUAUUGAUGGUGAUGAUGGUCACAUUUAUAAUUGUGAUGUCGAUGUUAAUAUGUUGAUGAUAGUUAUGUUUGUGAUGUUGAUGAUGUGUGAAUGACGGUGAUGAUGUUCAUGAUGAUGAAAUAAUUUGCUGCUUUAAAUAAAGAAGUCGGACGUGAAUCUAA